This is a messenger RNA of Prosopis cineraria, 1387 nucleotides long. RefSeq names its product pantoate--beta-alanine ligase. The record is from RefSeq and is a predicted model, not a curated record. Lineage: Eukaryota; Viridiplantae; Streptophyta; Magnoliopsida; Fabales; Fabaceae. Gene Ontology annotation, molecular function: pantoate-beta-alanine ligase activity. The transcript has 4 exons. Gene Ontology annotation, biological process: pantothenate biosynthetic process. Bases 286 to 1224 code for a protein of 312 amino acids.
CACUUUUUUUUUUUUUAGAAGUACCGACAUCCAGUAUUAAUAAGUAAUUAAGUAUGACAUUUUUCUGUCUAAAUUAUUUUUCAGGCAAAUAAAAAUUUCCCUCCUUUAAUAAUGGUUUAAGACGAAAAAUGUUCACCUAGUAGUAGAGGAUGUUCAGUCCUAUUAGAGGGGAAAAAACAAAAUGUACAGUGCACGUGAAUUUUGCAAGCUACAGCAUCUUUGUGCAGAAAAGGAAAGAAACGUUUAUGAUCUCAGCUUCAGGCCUUCAACCCUGCAUCAUUUCCAAUGGCGGCAAAGCAGCCAUUGAUAAUAUCCGAUAAGAAUCAGAUGAGGAAAUGGUCGAGCACGAUGAAAUCCCAAGGCAAAACAAUAGGCUUGGUGCCCACCAUGGGCUUCCUUCACGAAGGCCACAUUUCUCUCGUCAGGGAAGUUCACCGUCACGCCGACGUGGUCGCCGUCUCAAUCUACGUAAACCCAGGUCAGUUUUCCCCAUCCGAAGACCUAUCUACUUAUCCAUCUGAUUUUGAUGGCGAUGUGCGAAAGCUGAUGGCUGUUCCUGGUGGUGUUGAUGUUGUAUUCCACCCCCAUAAUCUCUACAACUAUGGGGGAACUGACACCAACAAGAAAUCUGCAAGUGUGAUUAAUAAUGUUGCGGUUUUGUCUUGCAUUGAGCAAAAGGGUAUAGGGCACGAGACUUGGGUCAGGGUUGAGAAUUUGGAAAAGGGUCUUUGUGGAAAGAGCAGGCCUAUUUUUUUCAGAGGAGUUGCUACAGUCGUCACCAAGUUGUUUAAUAUAGUGGAGCCUGAUGUUGCUGUGUUUGGAAAAAAAGAUUAUCAGCAGUGGCGAAUAAUUCAGAGAAUGGUUAGGGAUCUUGAUUUUUCCAUAGAAGUGAUAGGUUCUGCAAUAAUACGUGACAGUGAUGGCCUGGCCAUGAGUUCCCGCAAUGUGCGUCUUUCACCUGAAGAGAGGGAGAAGGCACUAUCUAUAAACAAAUCAUUACUAGGAGCUAAAUCAGCUGCAGCAAAUGGCCAAAUGGAUUGUAAUAAGCUGAGAAACUUGGUCAUCCAAGCCAUAACUGAAGCUGGAGGAAGGAUUGACUAUGCCGAGAUUGUAGAUCAACAGAGUUUGGAGGCCGUGGAAUCGAUUGAGGCUCCUGUUGUCUUCUGCGUUGCUGCAUGGUUUGGGAAAGUCAGGCUUAUAGACAAUAUGGAAAUCGACUUGUAAUUCGCUUGUUCAAACCCCAGCGUUUUCUGCUUUUCGUCCGUCCUUGGAUUUUAGAAUUAUGACAUGCAGAUGUACAUUUUGUAAGGAGUCGAUAAUGUCAUGAACUCAUGGUGAAUUAUAAAAAACUAAAAAACAUUCACAUGUUUCGUGAACCCCUGAGAAA